Saccostrea echinata is the source of this 4118-nucleotide messenger RNA. RefSeq names its product 1-acyl-sn-glycerol-3-phosphate acyltransferase alpha-like. The transcript is spliced from 6 exons. NCBI's taxonomy places the organism in Eukaryota, Metazoa, Mollusca, Bivalvia, Ostreida, Ostreidae. Gene Ontology annotation, cellular component: endoplasmic reticulum; membrane. Bases 44 to 847 code for a protein of 267 amino acids. The record is from RefSeq and is a predicted model, not a curated record. Gene Ontology annotation, molecular function: 1-acylglycerol-3-phosphate O-acyltransferase activity. Gene Ontology annotation, biological process: phosphatidic acid biosynthetic process.
CAUUCGAUUCGUGACUUUGAAAUACGUUAUUCUGUCUUCUAAAAUGCUUCAGGUUUUUCUUUGGUGUUCAGUUAUUUCUAUAAUUCUUUAUUUAACAAGCAACACAUUCAGAUAUUAUGCGAAAUAUGGAGUAUAUCUUCUGGUUUUGACGAUUAUAUCCACUAUAACAGUUCUAUGGAUUUUGUUCACAUGCAGACCUAAAAGCAGUGAAAAUUUUAGGUUUGCCAUUUGGUCCCUUCACAAAUUGAAGUACCUCUAUGGCUGGGAAUUUGAGACUCACGGCAAAGAAUAUUUAAUGAAUGAUAAGCCUUUAGUGGUUCUUGUGAACCAUCAGAGUGGUUUAGAUUUAUUAGGUUUAAUGGAACUAUGGGAUUGGCGAUAUCAUUGUACAGCUGUGGGCAAGCGAUCUCUGAUGUACAUGGGAGUGUUUGGACUUGCCUGUUAUCUUUGUGAUGGGGUGUUUUUAGAUAGACAUGAUCAUGCUAAAGCUGUCCAACAAAUGAAUGCAGUAGUUGAUCAAAUACACUCCAAAAAGUUAAAAGUGUUUGUUUUCCCAGAAGGUACUAGAAAUCGUAAUGGUUCUAUGUUGGCAUUUAAAAAAGGAGCCUUUCACAUAGCAGUUCAAUCUCAGGUGCCAAUUGUUCCUGUUGUUUUUUCAUCAUAUAAAUCCAUCUACAGCAAAGAAAAGAAAAUUUUUAAAUCUGGAAAAAUCACCAUCACUUGCCUCCCUCCAGUUUCCACUGCCGGUCGGACCAAAGACGAUAUUCCUGAAUUAAUGAAUUCUAUACGAAAUUCUAUGGUAGAAACUUAUAACAGGACUUCAUCUUCUGUAGGAAAAACAGAGUAGCCCUGAAUGUAUUCUGAUGUAGACCAAGUUAACUUGUCCAAGUCCUUGGCAAACUGUGGGGCAUUGUAUUUCUAAUAUUUUCUUUUUAUCUGCUUAUUAUUUCAUCAGAUUAAAUUUUUUUAAACAUUAAAAAAUUAAAUUUUAAGUUUAACAGAAAUACAUGUACAGUAAAACUUGUCUAAUCUGGAUACCACUGGUUCCAAAGAAAUUGGCCCGAUUAGGCAACAUUUUCAAUUAGACAACAUCUUAAACAAUUGAAUUUACUGAAAGGAACUUAAAGUUUCCAUUGUAUUAGACAAGAUUUCGGAAUAUCCAAUAUCUGCAUUAGACAAGUUUCAAUGUAUAUUCCUGUCUUUUAAGACCAAAUCUACAAAUAUAGAUUCCUCUUUGAAUUUUAGACAUUACAAUUGUCCAACUGGGUAAAUAUUUUGCCCAUUUACAUUAAAAAAAAUUUUUUUUUCAUUAUUGUAUCCCAUUUUAAGUAUAACAUUUCAUCGCUUAAUGAGUUUCACAUCUGUUAACAAUAUUUAUUUUAAACUAAAUAUUGUACUAUUUUUAGCUCACCUCGACAAGGUCAGGGAGAGCUUAUACUAUAUUUUUUCCAAGCAACUCUAUGCACUAUAUCGAUCAGAGUUAAAUGAAAGAUGCAUCUAGAAUCUUUCAUUGUAACAGGUUUCAGAUGUUGCAUUUUCAGCCAAUAUGAUCCAAAAGAAUGACCCAAGUUACUGGUAAUGUUUUGGAGCAGGUUAAAGUUUUAGAAGCAAGUCUCAUUCCCAAGUAACUACACAAAAGGGUGAAAAAUAUUUCUGCAUGGUUAAUUUUUACUAUAUACAUGUAAUUCAUUAAAAACUGAUAAAUGUUUUAAAAACAUUGCUAAAAUAUUUCUAUGGCAGCUAUAGCUAUAAUUUUUUUUUCAAAUCAUGCACCAUUGUCUAGAUAUAAAGCUGAUACUGUUACAGGUAUUUAGUUAGCUAUUACAGUUUUUAGCAUUCAACGGGGAUAAUCUUGAUGCAAGGACUUUGUUUGAGCUUCAUCUUAUGCAUAUAAAUUUCUAUUAAUCAAAAUUCAACUUAGAACUGAUUCUUAGAUCCACAUUAAAAUACUAGAAAUAACAGGUAGAAUUACUUUUAUCAUAGAUCUGAAAUAAAUUCUGCAUAAUUUGUGAAAAUUUCAUUAUAAAAACAAUAAAUAACAAUUUUUUGGUGAAAUUUUCAAAAUAGAAGGUUUUUAAAGUAUUAGAUAGUAAAAUUUAAAAGUAUAGAAAUACUUUUUACCUUUGAAUGUUUAUGCCCUAUAGAGUUUAAACUCACAAUAAUGAUGCAUCUAGGGAUGCACACUACCAGACUUGCUUCAGAUGCUUAAUCUGUCCUACCUAUUCCAGAAUGAGUGAACAGGUUAAAGUUUUUGGUGCAGGCCCAAUCCCAAGUAACUAUAGGUGUUAUGGUGAUUAAAUUUGGAUGAUGGAUCUAGGAAUGCACACUACCAGUUGCUUUGCUUUGCUAGAUGUGCCUACAUUUUCUGGAUGAUCAAAUAGGUUUUUGAAGAAAGUUCAUUUCCAAGUAACUAUAAGCACUGUGGUCACUAAACAUGCAUGAUGUAUCUAGGUCUGCACACUACCAGAAUUGCUUUGCAUGCUGGAUGUAACCUGCAUUUUCUGGAUGAUUGAACAGGUUUAAGUUUUUGGAGUAGGUCCAUUCCCAAGUAACUAUAAACCAUAUGGUGACUUACUAGUAACUUGCAAGAAUGAUGCGUGUAGGAAUGCACUCUAACCAGACUUUCUUUGGAUGCUAAAUCUGACGUACAUUUUUUUAUGAGUGUUCUUGUAGCAGGUUUAUUCCAAUAAGCCAUAUGGUGACUAAACUUGCAUACAGGUGUGUAUGGCAUCUAGGGAUGCACACUACCAGACAGGCUUCAGGUGCUGGAUCUAACUUUAUCUUGGUGGUUGAACAUGUUAGAUUUUUGGAGCAGGUCCAUUCCUAAGUAAACCAUUCAUUCUAUCAAGACCAAACUUGCAUAGAUGUUGCAUCUAGGGAUGUACACUAGCUACUAAAGAAGUGGUUUGGUAUGAGACUUUGUCUUCUUGAUUGUAGAAAUUCAUAAGUGAGAUAUAUUGCAAGGGCACAACAUUUUAUCCACAACAAUGAGAUAUUUAGUAUUUUGUUUUCACUGAACAAAAAACCCAAGCUUGUGAAAAAAUUUGGAAUUUUAUUCAGAUGUUUUGCUACCGUAAAUAUUUUUUGAGCAUUUUCAGCCAGGAUAUUACAGCUGAUGAGUUUAUUUACAGUUGAGGGAAGCAUUUCUAAGAUUUCAUGUUAAUUUGAUUGUUUAUCCUGAUUCUCUAUGUGAAAAAUGACAUUUUGAAAAUUGUUGUUGAGUACUAGUUUUAGCAACUUUAAUUGUUAAUUAUGUAUAUCUGAGGAUGAAAAGACUGGGACAUUUAUUAUGAAGUUCAAAAUCAAAAAAGUAUAUAUGUCAUAUUUCAUCAAGCUCAUUCCUCCACUAUAUUUAAAAAGAAUUAGAUCUGCUUUUUUGGAGAAAGAAUGGAACUCAAAUAAAAGAAGCAGAUAUCUGAAAGAAAAUCUGAGGAAAAACCUAGAUGGAUGUUUUUAUACCCCUGCAACAAAGGUUGGGUUAGAUAUAUUGAAAUCACCUUGUCUGUCUGCCUCUGUCUUAGCAAUCAUGUCUGGACCAUAACUUCAUAUAAACAGAAACAUUGGUAGUUCAUACUUAAAAAAAAAAGAUUGCUUAAGACCUGAGGGUGUUUCUUGAUCUUAAUCUAAGGUUAUUUUGGCAAGGUCAAGGCCACUGGCAGGAAAAAAUUUAUAAUAGAGGAAGUUCAUAUUUUUCACAAAGAUUUUUUAUGAUCUGAUGAUAUUGUGGUCCUGAACUCAAUGUCAUCUGGAAAAGUUCUAGGCCACUAGCAGAGAAUGUUUAUAAUUCAUAUCUGACCGUAAAUUUCUAACAAAGAAACAUUUGACACACAUACUUUACAGAAAGAUUACUUAUGACCUGAGGGUGUGUCCUGACCUUGUGCCAAAGAUCGUUAAUAGAAAAUUCCUACAGAGAUGAUUACAGAAAGUGGGGCUUAGUGAAGAUUUCAAAUGUGAUUGCAGUUUUGCAUUAAAUGUUUUCCUUUUUAUAUGUAGUAGUUCAUGUCUUCAACGUCCCAUUUUGAUAUUUUUCUGCAAGAUUUUUUUCACUUGUGCCAUGAUAAUCACAAAGUGUGAAAUGCCAAAAAUUGUUGAAUAAAUGUUCUAUUAAAGUAAAACAA